AUGGAAGCUUUAGCUGAGCACGAUUUCAACGCAACAGCUGAAGACGAGCUUAGUUUUCGAAAAAAUCAAAUUUUGAAGGUUUUAAAUAAGGAUGAAGAUCCCCACUGGUACAAAGCAGAAUUGGAUGGACAUGAAGGUUUCAUUCCCAGUAAUUACAUUAAGAUGAACGAGCAUGACUGGUCUGUUCUUUCGCGAUCGUUUGAUUUUAUUUUUCUUCUUUGUUACAAAAUGAUGUGUCAUGAUGGUGUUAAAACGUAUCUUGGCAAAAUUAGUCGCGCAGAUGCAGAAUCGUUGUUACUAAGAUCUGGAAAUUGUGAUGGUGCAUUUCUCGUCCGUCAAUCUGAAAGCUCUCCUGGCGAUUUCAGCAUUUCGGUGAGAUUUCAAGAUUCAGUACAGCAUUUCAAAGUGCUGCGCGACAAUAAUGGUAAAUAUUACCUAUGGGUCGUAAAAUUCAAUUCUAUCAAUGAGCUGAUCGCUUAUCACCGGUCAGCAUCUGUAUCUCGUUCUCAUACAAUUUUACUUCAAAAUAUGAAUAGCUUAGCUGCUCAAGGUACCCAUUUGGUGCAAGCUAUGUUUGAUUUCAAACUACAAGAAGAGGGAGAGCUAGGUUUUAAACGAGGUGAUAUUAUUACUGUCACAAACCGAGAAGACGAUAAUUGGUGGGAAGGCACGCUAAAUGGAAAGUCAGGCAUGUUUCCUGCAACUUAUGUUUGUCCAUUCAAUAAUUCAGCACAGUAA
Messenger RNA from Thelazia callipaeda (thelaziosis nematode), 738 nucleotides. Lineage: Eukaryota; Metazoa; Nematoda; Chromadorea; Rhabditida; Thelaziidae. The record is from the annotation of a GenBank genome assembly.